GUGUGGUUUAAACGUGGCCGAAACUUGUCCGGAGUUAACAAAUCCAUUUAAGGGAAAAUAAUUAAGGACUAAAAUGACGGCAGAAAUAAAAAAGGGUCCCUUUCUGGGCAUACGUCAUCUUCAGGCGCUGCUUAUCUUCAUAACUAUUACUUGUGUCUACGUUGGUCGUCUCAAUGUCGGCGUAUCUGUCGUGGCAAUGACCAAUGCCGAGUCCACGAAUCCCGAUUUUCCGGAAUACGACUGGACGAAUGGACAGAAAUCCCUGGUGCUGUCUAGCUUUUACUGGGGCUACAUCAUUACCCAGUUUAUCGGCGGUUAUCUGUGCAAGCAGUUUGGUGUCAAAAAGGUCAUGUUCUGGGCCACCAUCAGCUCGGGCGUGUGCAGCGCUGUUACGCCUCCGCUGAUCAAAUGGGGAGGCUGGGGCGCCUAUUGCGGAAUUCGUGUCGUGAUGGGCUUUGCUCAAGGCGUGAUCUUUCCGUGCAUUCAUCAGCAUUUGGCUCGCUGGUCGCCGCCACAGGAACGCAAUCGCUUGGGCGCCCUCAGUCACACGGGCAUCGAGUGCGGCAAUGUGUUGUCCAUGUUCAUGAGUGGCAUGAUUGCCAAGGGUCCGAUGGGUUGGCCUGGCAUCUCGUACAUCUCCGCUGUGUUUGCCUUUACUAGCGGCAUCUUAUGGUUCAUAUUCGCAGCGAAUAAUGCCACCGAAUCACGUUUCAUUGGCGAAACUGAGAGGGACUACAUCGAGUCAACGCUGCAGCACGAUGAGAACUACCACAAAGUUAUUAUUCCCAUUCCGUGGCGUGCGAUUUGGACCUCCGCUCCCUUCCUCGCUGUGCUGGUGACACGUUGUGCAGAGAACUGGGGUCUGAGUACGCUGCAGGCCGAGAUUCCCGAAUAUAUGAAUGGUGUGCUCGGUAUGGACAUUGAGGAUAAUGCGCUGUUCUCUGCGCUGCCCUUCCUGGCCAUGUGGGUCAUGUCUUAUGUGUAUCUCAUCACUUCGGACAUUCUUUUAACUAAGAAAUAUAUGUCACUAACGGCGAUUCGCAAGACCUUGAACUCGCUUGCCUUCUGGGUGCCCGCCGCAACGCUGAUUGGCAUUGGAUUCCUCGACGUUGACCAGAAGACCUUGGCCAUUGUGCUGAUGACUCUCAGCGUGGGCUUCAACAGUGGCUCAACCAUUGGCAGCUCCCUCAACUCGAUCGAUUUGUCGCCAAACCAUGCUAGCAUCCUGAUGGGCAUCAUUAAUACCGCUUCGAAUAUCGUACCGAUUAUUACUCCAUUGGUAGCUGGUGCGAUUGUCUCUGAUGGAACGGACCGAACUGAAUGGCAAAUUGUUUUUAUUAUCUCGGCUGUGAUAUUCUUUGUGUUCAAUUGUAUUUUCCUGAUAUUCGGCACAGCGGUGGUGCAGCCCUGGGAUGCCGAAGACUUCCUGCUUGGUAAGCAGCCCGAGCUGGCGAAGACUCCGGCGAUAAGCGACGAAUCCGAUACGAAAAAGUCGAUCAGCGGUUAACCGGAACCGAUAAUCGGCAAUCUGACAGCAAUUCGAAAUUCGAGUAUUAUUUUAAAUCACAUAAUAAACCCAUAAACACUAUAUAAUUCUGUAGAGUACGGAAUCGAUAAGCCAGGAAACCCAAUAAAAAAUCAAAUAAUAAAAACUAAAUUUAAUAAUAAUAA
This is a messenger RNA of Drosophila albomicans, 1671 nucleotides long. RefSeq names its product putative inorganic phosphate cotransporter. The record is from RefSeq and is a predicted model, not a curated record. Gene Ontology annotation, cellular component: plasma membrane. NCBI's taxonomy places the organism in Eukaryota, Metazoa, Arthropoda, Insecta, Diptera, Drosophilidae. The transcript has 4 exons. Gene Ontology annotation, biological process: transmembrane transport; monoatomic anion transport. Bases 74 to 1507 code for a protein of 477 amino acids. Gene Ontology annotation, molecular function: transmembrane transporter activity.